AUGGAUCCCUCCGAUUUGUUGGAAGCUAAUCAAGCAUCUAGUCAGCCUUCGCUAACAGAGGACAACAUCGGCAUGGAGCCUAAAUAUUAUAACGCUGCCGCAGAAGGUAAAUUUGAGGACUUCAAAGGUAUUACAAAGCCUCUUAACCAACUACUAACCCCAAAUAGAAACACAGUCCUUCAUAUUCACCUCACAAGCUUAAUUAAAGAAUCAGAAUCAUCAGUGGCCUUUGUCGAAGAUAUUCAUAGAAACUGUUCAUCUCUGCUAAGGCAAGCUAAUGUCAAAGGUGAAACUCCCUUGCAUAUCGCGGCAAGGUAUGGACAUGCCCUCAUCGUGGAAGUUCUAAUUGAACGUGCAAAAGAAGACCCCGAAAGUAGGGUUAGUGAAACGGUGAAGGGGAUGUUGGAGAGGACGAAUAAUGAAAAAGAUACGGCGUUCCAUGAGGCUGUACGUGGUAAUCAUCUUGAUGUGGUGAAACGUUUGAUCCAGGAGGGCUCAGAUAUUGCAUAUUCUCAAAAUGAUGCUGGUGAGACUCCACUUUACAUUGCUGUGGAGAGAGGAUUUGACAAAGUGGCGUUUCACAUUUUGGAAAACUGCACAUCACCGGCUCAUGAUGGUCCCCUUGGUAGAACAACGUUGCACGCUGCAGUAAUUCGGCAAAAUAGAGGUAAUGGCGUAAUGCCUAUUUAUUAA
Molecule: messenger RNA, 693 nt
Organism: Quercus lobata
Lineage: Eukaryota; Viridiplantae; Streptophyta; Magnoliopsida; Fagales; Fagaceae
Product: ankyrin-1-like
Exons: 1
Coding region: 1-693 (230 amino acids)
Molecular function (GO): protein binding
Source: RefSeq, a predicted model, not a curated record